Messenger RNA from Archocentrus centrarchus (flier cichlid), 1333 nucleotides. RefSeq names its product ubiquitin-conjugating enzyme E2 variant 2 (gene ube2v2). The transcript is spliced from 4 exons. Bases 120 to 557 code for a protein of 145 amino acids. The record is from RefSeq and is a predicted model, not a curated record. NCBI's taxonomy places the organism in Eukaryota, Metazoa, Chordata, Actinopteri, Cichliformes, Cichlidae.
AGCGUGUGUGAGACCCGGAGCAGCGUGCAGUGCCGCGCUCCGCCGGUGUGAUGCUGCUCGCUCGGUUUUAACCGCCGUGAUGUCACACAUCUGUGUGCUUCUGGAAUCGGCUGAAGAAGAUGGCGGCCUCCUCAGGAGUUAAAGUCCCACGCAAUUUUCGCUUGUUGGAAGAGCUUGAAGAAGGCCAGAAAGGCGAAGGCGACGGCACGGUCAGCUGGGGCCUUGAGGAUGACGAAGACAUGACUCUCACACGAUGGACAGGCAUGAUCAUCGGACCAGCGAGAACCAAUUACGAGAACAGGAUAUACAGUCUGAAAGUGGAAUGCGGACCUAGAUACCCAGAAACAGCACCGACUGUUAGAUUUGUAACAAAAAUUAGCAUGAAUGGGAUAAAUAAUUCCAACGGGACGGUGGAUUCACGUAGCAUACCCAUAUUAGCAAAAUGGCAGAAUUCUUAUACCAUUAAAAUUGUUCUUCAAGAGUUAAGGCGUCUAAUGAUGUCCAAAGAAAAUAUGAAGCUUCCACAACCACCAGAAGGACAGACCUACAGCACUUAAUCGUAAUGGAUUGUUUCGACCCUCUGUCUUAAACCUUACUCUCUUAGAAAUAUUGUGUAAAAUCAUCAAGAGGCUCACUUCGCACAUCAACAGUAUCGUCUGCAAGAGCAAGAUUGGACUUUCUUAUUACAUAGCUCAUUCAGAAAAAAGAAAAAUGUCCCUGCAGUUAAGCACUGAAUAGAUAGUAAAAAGACUACAAGACCACAGUUAUCUGCCUAUAAUAAAAUUUCUUUGACAAUGACUUUUCUGUUUGACCCGUUCCAGCUUGAGUAGGCUUGAAGAGGGAAGCAUGAUGCCACAUUGAGGCUGUACCAGAGUCCCAGUAGUUUUAUGUUUAAAUGGCUGAUCACUGAAGUAAAGGGCAAGGUGGGUGUAUGAAGGCAUGUUCUGUAACUAAUACCUAGUUGAAGAGAAGCCACAUUUUUUGAGUUGUUAGUAAAGUUUAGCAGGUUUGAAAAAUCAUGCAGAUUGCUCAAUAUUGAAUACUGUGGCUGUAGUCUAAAAGUAGUGUCACAAGGUAAGAGUUUUUUUUUUUAUAUAUAAAUAUAUAUAAAUAUAUAUAUAUAUAUAUAUAUAUAUCUGUAUUUGACACAAUACCAAUAUGUUUCUGUUCUGCGGCUCUUUGACAUGUAACAGACGUUGAAGCCUGUUCGGUUCUGAAACCCUUGCAUUUAACUUCUAGCGGAAAUGGCAGGUGUAUGAACUUGUGAUUUUUCUGAAAUUAAAAUCACUGUCUGCAAAAAAAAAAAAAAAAAAAAAAAAAACAAGCAAAAAAA